UAAAUUCGAGUGCAAACCAGCGCUGUCGGAGCGCGGCCGCAUUCACCCCGCCGUGUGCGGUGUGCGCCGGCAGCGCGCGAAGAGAGCUGGCACCCCGGGGCGCUUUAAGAGCAGCGGGCGCUUUAAGGGCAGCGGCCGCCCCGGCGGCGAAGGGGCGUGGCGAGGGUGACGUCACCGCAUGACUGUGUUUUUAUGAAUGAAAAGAAUCCGCGGCAGGGCCAGAGAGAGGGAAGGAUGGCUGCAGACGGGCUCUCCAGCAAGGCUUUAAAGGUGAAGCGGGAGCUGGGGGAGAACACUCCACUGCUGUCAGAUGAGGAGCUGAUGGGGCUGUCGGUGCGGGAACUCAACCACCACCUGCGGGGCCUCUCCAAGGAGGAGGUGGCGAGGCUGAAGCAGCGUCGUCGGACGCUGAAGAACCGGGGUUAUGCUGCCAGCUGCCGGGUGAAGCGCGUCUGCCAGAAGGAAGAGCUGCAGAAGCAGAAGAUGGAGCUGGAGUGGGAGGUGGACAAGCUGGCCCGGGAGAACGCUGCCAUGCGCCUGGAGCUCGACACCCUCCGUGGCAAGUACGAGGCCCUGCAGGGCUUCGCCCGCACCGUGGCCACUCACGGGCCCCCUGCCAAGGUGGCUACUGCCAGCGUCAUCACCAUCGUCAAGUCCAGCACCAACCAGGCCGCCUACUCCUAGUGCUGGCCUCCAUCCCCCGGCUGGACACAGUCCUCCCCGGGGUGCCAUCCCCAUGAAUUGCCUCCCAGCCCUUCCCCAACCUCCUCCCUGUCAGGACCUGUGCCCAAAAUCCUCUUUCUCCCAUGAUCUCCAGCUCUCCCAGGUAGGGAGGGCUGCUGCUGUGUGGGAGCUGGGGUAGAGGACAGGACCUCACUGGUGGCCCUCAUAGCCCCCUCCCCUCUUGGGUGUGCAGACAGGAGAGAGCAAACCCACACAGGCAGCAGUGGAGAAGCAUCCCACAGCUCCAAGCUGGUAGGAAAAUGCCUGUUGCCUCUUUUUUUCUGAGAGAGCAUGGGAGAAGUAAAUGUGGGCCAGGCAGUCCCAGGAGCACGUGCCAGAGAGGGAAAAGAGGAGAGAGGUUUUGCAGUACAGGGGAAGAAGGCAUGAUAGAAAGGUAUCAGCGCUGGGCAGACAAUCUGGACCACAUCUGGAGCAUGGAGGAAGGUGGCAGCAUGUCUGAAAUCUCUGGGGAUGCAGAGGGCAAGGGAAGGUUAAGCAGGUCAGAGGGAGAGAUGAAGUGGCUGCAUGUUAAUGCCUGGUAAGGGUGAAUAGAAUGGAAAAGUGCUAUGGCAGGCUUGUGGUGCUGGGGUACCCCAGAGCUAACAGAGAUUGUGCAGGGGGGAGCUGGGACACACGAGUGGGUCAGCCCAAGCUGUUGUCCACAAAGGGGAGAAGCAGUGGUGCUGUUUUAUCUUUAACGUGCACAAGCUUUGACGCCUCUUCCUGCUGAUGGGACACUCGGCCUGGCCGGGUGUCUGAAAUGCAGCAGUGCCGGCAGGAAGGAAGCAGAGGCAGCUGGAGCAGAGAUAAACACUGUUUUGCUCAGCACAGGCCAGCUUGUAUGGCCCCACCAAGUCCUCCCCGGUGCCCCACCGCCUACAAAGCCCAUGGAAAGGUGCUCCCAGCCCUCAGAGUCAGAGAUUUGGAGGCAGAGAGAAGGGUGGAGGUGCAGGAGGUGGGAAGUAGGGGCGGAGAGCAUCUGUGCUCCUGGGAGCUGCCUGGCAGGCAGGUAGGCUCCUCCCUUUGGUUUUCCUCCAGCUUGGACCAUGGUGUAGGACAACCAGCUCUUGAGCAGGCUAAAAGGCUGGAGAAGAGCUGGGUUUGCUAAAUACAGCAGCACAGGGGAGGGAGCAGGAGGCAGCUCUAUCUCGGGAUCUGCUGCUGUAGAUGAUUCCCCUGCCCCUCUGUUCUGCCCUUACCUGGGUAUUGCCACGCCAGCCGUCCUCGGCUGCAGCCUCCAUUAUUCCCUGUAGAGAGGUGCCUGCCACUCUUGGUUGGCAUUCCCCACCCCAACUCCUCUUGGGUUUAUUUAUUGCACGAACAUAAGUUAUUUUCACGUCCUCUUUGCCAUUCCGCCUCUCGGCACAGCCAGGAUGUUGGUACAGAGCUGUACUUUAUAUUUUAUAUAAGCAAAUCACAUUUUAUCUUAUAUAGAGAAAAAAAAAAAACACUUAUUUAUUUUCUGACUUACAGUAUGUGUCCUACCCGACUCCUCUGUAUUUUGUAGACUUUACAAAUAAAGCAAGUUCUUUUUUUUUUUUCCACGGCGA
This is a messenger RNA of Cinclus cinclus, 2273 nucleotides long. RefSeq names its product MAF bZIP transcription factor F (gene MAFF). The transcript is spliced from 3 exons. Lineage: Eukaryota; Metazoa; Chordata; Aves; Passeriformes; Cinclidae. Bases 193 to 684 code for a protein of 163 amino acids. Gene Ontology annotation, biological process: regulation of transcription by RNA polymerase II; regulation of epidermal cell differentiation. Gene Ontology annotation, cellular component: nucleus. Gene Ontology annotation, molecular function: RNA polymerase II cis-regulatory region sequence-specific DNA binding; DNA-binding transcription factor activity, RNA polymerase II-specific. The record is from RefSeq and is a predicted model, not a curated record.